AUGUCAAGGCAAGCUGGUGAUGCGUUCAGUGCAGGAGGAGCCAAGAAGUAUCCUAAGCGUGCAUGUUUCUUCUGUGAGGAUGAGGGACACGUUGCUACAACAUGCCCACUCAAGAAGGAGUUUCUGGAGAAGAAGAAACGAUCUAUGGGUUCAGCUAAUGUGGUGGGGGCAUCUCUUGAGAUCAACAAGACUGGUGAUAAAGAACUGUCAGUACGCAUCAUGCUGGGCAGCGUUCAGAGGCAUCAGUAA
Messenger RNA from Peronospora matthiolae, 249 nucleotides. The record is from the annotation of a GenBank genome assembly. NCBI's taxonomy places the organism in Eukaryota, Oomycota, Peronosporomycetes, Peronosporales, Peronosporaceae.